ACUUUCAGAGAGGUCGACUGUAUUCUGUUCUCUAAACUAGAAAUGCAAUUAAGUGGGGCGACUCUUCAUUUUCAAAUUUUGCCAUGUGGGGCGGACUUUUUCUGUUAGUUUUAUGGUAUGGCUGUGCCCUAAACCAUUGCUUCAUAAACCAGAGAUAUUUUAACUAACGGUAAAGAUCACCCAUGCAGCACGAAACAACUCGAAAUAUAAAAGUGACCAUUCGCGAAAUCUCUCCAUGCGUGCACAGUACAUAUAUUAUAGUUUUGAAUUUGCAUACUAAUAAGGUCAAUUCACACAAUCAAUGGAAAAACCAGGGACUAGGUUCAGUCGUCUCCUAGAGUGCCAUUUGGGCAGCGUUACAGGCGCCAGUUUGUGUCCAAGCCCCUCCUGCGACAAAGUUGGUGCAUUGAGCUCUCGGCCAAAUAGGAACUGUGGUCAAGAGAGGAAAAAGCAAUAAGUUACGCAAAUAUGUGGUACGCUCUCCUCAUCUGCGUGUUGGUGGUGGGGGCAAUGGCUUCCAAACCCGGUACGCCAAUUGGAUCCACGCACGGUGUCGGCCAGCAACCUGGAGAAGGGCCCGAGCUCUGCUGUGUUCCACGCUACCUCACAUUCAAACAAGUGACGACCAUGACCUCGGUCAAGGACGGCAGUCUGUCGGUUGAGUAUGAAAAUAUUGAGGGCGCCUAUGACGCUAGGUUUGAGCGCACUUCUAUCAGACUUCUCGUCGAUUACUUCAACAACACGGAGGUCCACCUGAAAGUCAUCAAUGAUUACAGACAGGGUGUUUCGUAUCGCAUUCAGCAGCACCAAGGAAAAGAUGUUUGCUUCGUCAAUCACCUGAAGAGGAAGUUUCCCGAGGAUUGUCUAACAGAAAAUGAUAAGUUUCUUGGUAAGACGACUCUCGGCGAUCAUGAUCUCGUCGUGAACAACUGGUAUUACCUCAAUUCGGACAAGACCAAGCAUAAGAUUGUUAGUGUCCAGCAGGAAGGAUGCGUUCCUGUGAGAGUUCUCUCUCGCAAAUUUGACUUCGAGUCAGGCAAAGAAAUCAAGGUUGAGGAUUCCAGUAUCGUUGAUCUUCAACUGGGAAUCUGCGAUCCGGACAAGUACUUCAAACCUCCACCAUCUUGCGACAAGGGUCGUGCAUUGGACAAGCCUACUCCCCAGAUGUUGAAGUAUCACGGAAAGGGCCUUUUUCGCCGUUAAUUGUCUUCCCUCACCAUUCUGUCAGAAACAUGUAUUUGGACACUAACGGCUGUGCUCAUUGCUGUACCAAGCUUUUUGCUAUAAGUUGAGUUGCUUACAUGUCAAGUACUUCACCGUGCAACAAAUGCCAUCCAAAUUAUGCUAAGCCGUUUGUUACAUUAUAAGAGAUAUCUGAUGGGAUUGACACUGAAAUUGUUAAUACUUAGGCAGUAACGGUCAGUACCAAGAUCAGGACUAAGUCUGUUUAUUAUCCAGGAUACUAUAUUAGCCACUGCAAACGGAGCCCAAGGUUGUAAUAAAUUUCAAUGCAUGAACCCUUUCA
Molecule: messenger RNA, 1525 nt
Organism: Acanthaster planci (crown-of-thorns starfish)
Lineage: Eukaryota; Metazoa; Echinodermata; Asteroidea; Valvatida; Acanthasteridae
Biological process (GO): cell-matrix adhesion
Cellular component (GO): lysosome; extracellular region
Molecular function (GO): calcium ion binding
Source: RefSeq, a predicted model, not a curated record